Molecule: messenger RNA, 2709 nt
Organism: Linum tenue
Lineage: Eukaryota; Viridiplantae; Streptophyta; Magnoliopsida; Malpighiales; Linaceae
Source: the annotation of a GenBank genome assembly
CUGAAUUAUUCAUUUCAUAUUAAUUAUCAUUAUCUUUUCCUUUCUUCUCCGUCGCCCCGUUUUUCACAGGCAACGCUCUCCAUCCUUUCUCUGCGUUUACGUUCGCUCCAGAUCUCCCUUCCAUGUCGGUUCCUCACGGCGGGUGGUUCUUGUCUCCGUGUAGAUCUUGCAUCGAUCUACCCUCUGAUGGUCAUUUCAGCGGCUGAGAUGUUCGUUUCCGACUUCUUUCCUACACGAACACAGAUCUGUUCUAAAGAUCUCGAACAGCAGGGCCUGUGCAGAUCUGGUCAGUUUGUUGCCUGUGAUGGCGUCGACGAUGGCAAAGCAGGUGUUUCUGUUGGCAGAUCGAGAUCCAGCCGGUGGUUUGAGGUCAGAUCCGUGGUUGCCGGCGGAGCAGUUGAAGGUUGAAGACUUUUGUGUGUUGUGGGAUGAUGUAUAAGAUAUGGGAGGACGAAGGGCGCUGUGUUUCGGUAGCCUGGUGGUCCUGGUUAAUAUCUUUGUCAUCCGACCUUUGCCAUGACGGGUGCGCUCGCUUGGCAGGUCACCCUAUUGAAUAAAAAAAGGAAACCUUUUUGUGUUCAGAGGGAAGUUCGCACGGGGGAUUUUGCCCGGGUUCUUCCCUUCUGAUGUCUCGUGUCUUCCUUCUCUCUCUCUCUCGGUCGUCUCUGUUUCGAUAAAACCAACUGUCCUCCAAGCUUUCGCUCGUUACCAUUGCCAGAGAAUUCCAGAGAGGUUGUUUAGAAGGCGCAAUCAGCAUCCAAGUAAGAUCCUCUAUGCACGAUCAUUUCAGCUCGCACAAGGUACUUCCUAUCCAACCAGGUGACUCCAUUUAUUCCGCCUUUUUCGAGUUCCGUUUCCCAUACUAAUUCGUAAGUGUUUGGAUUGGUGGUUAAUUAUACCGUACUCGUGGAACCUAAAAUUACUUCAAAUCUUUUGCACAAUUGGCAGUUGUUAAAACGUUGGGAUCUCGGACUUGGGGUACUAGGUUAUUGUAAAUAUUGGUAGAUUAAAAUCCCCUUUAUCUCAUCGCUCCAUAUUCUCGUAGAGGUAGAAGAACAAACAUGUGAUGAUUUCCUUUUUUUUUGUUCUUAUUUCUCUGUGCUGCGGCCUUGAGAUGAUUUCUCUUGAUUAGCUCUUACUCUUAGUGGUUAUCGGUCAUGUGAUAAUUAGCUCUUUCAAGCAAUUCGCUACUUUGUAUAUGUAGUUCGUUAGAUCAGUUGUUUCGAUUGAAGUGGUGAAGCUUCAAUGGCGGGGAAGAUUUGCAACUAGUUGCAGAGGACAUAACCCUGGAAGUCUUCAUUGAGGUGACCGUGAAUUUGAAUCCCAUCUUGUAACUGCGUAUUAUGAUACAUGAUAAACCUGCCAUCUGAUUAUAUUUCAUUCUUGGUCAGCUUGUUAGUGGCGCUGGCACUACUUUGUAGGUUGUUUGUCGAUUGUCGGCCGAGUACUCGUUAGUACAGGAAUUAAUACAGGAAUUUGUGUAUGGGGUUGGAGAAGCAAUCAACCUUCUGAGUUAAGUGUUGAUUCUGCCCGUGUAUUAUGCGAAUUUGGUCUUGCCACUACAGCUUGAUUUUCGUUGGUUUUUAUAGUAAUGAGGGAGUUUCUUUUUCAGAGUUCUAUAGAAAUGUGAUUUGUCUCUUACUAUAUUUCAUUUUUGUGCUGCUUGUUCAAACUGAACUUAUAACCUGGGUGUCCAAACGGAGGGCUAAACGAGUUAGCCAUUCUAACUGGUAAUAUUUGGAGAUAUUGGCUAAUUUGAAUAAUUGGUAUAUAUUGGUUUUGUAAAAUUUUUGAGCUAGUUUGGUUUCGGUUGUUUAGGUUGAUUUAACGGCUCCUAACAAGCCAGUCAUUAGUCAUUAUUUAGUACUUAGCGCAACUAGUUUGGUCCAACCUAAUUGUCUCUCAGGCUUAUAAAAAAUAAAGCUAAUUAUUUCUAUUUUAUAUUUCUAUCAAUGUUGUAUAAUGUAUGUAGGCAAUAAAAGAUGGAUGUCUAAAACUUAAAAUUGAAGUUAUGUUUAGAUAACUGGCAAGUGAUUAAGUCGAUUUACACUGCUGUUAUACUUGUUUAUUUGUAUAAGUCAAACAAACCGUUCAAAUUUUAGGUUGGUCGAUUUUCGUAUUGUUAGUUGUGUGGUUUGGUUAUAAUACUCCUGUGCUUAGUUUAGGACGAAUUUUGUUGUGGUUAGGUGUUAAAUUCUGGAAGGUUUUUAUUUUAUUUUUUACUACUGAUAUCGAAAGGUCUAUUGUCUUCAGUCUAGGCUUAAGAAAUUGUGGAAAUUACACUAUUCGUGUUGCGCAUGAGCAAAGUAUUGUAGUGGUAGUAUGGAUCGUUUAUGUGCAUAGAAACUUAUAUGAUGGAUAUAGUGACUGGCCAUUUUUUUUUGUAACUAUUUGUGGUCAAUGUCAUGUAACUGUGUGAACUCGGAUCAUCUCAUCGACUUGUGAACAUCUAUUGAUUUAUUUGUUGCGUGGGUCCUUGGUCUAUUUGGGAAGAUCUGUAAGCUCAAAAUGGUAAGAGCGCUCCAUCCCCUUCGUGGGUAUGUGAGAGGUUGGUGGUUCAAAUCCACUCGGAUCUAUUUAGCUUGUACUGUACAUCAUCCCGAGUUUCUUCGUCUAUAGACAGACCUGGUCGGGCCGGUUUUUUCCCCCCUUCCUGCCAUGGCUGCUGCCCUUUUAUGCUUAUGGUCAGCUGUUCUUUUGUCAUUAUAG